GGGGUUCGUUGGGGAUUUAUUCGUGAUUAUUGCUAGCUAUAUGGAGGUGAGCAUCACGAGCAACUUGCGACGUAAGCUAAUGUCGCUUAGAUCAGAAUUAAACCUCUAUUCAAGCGCAUCUUUUACCGCAAGAAGGAGAGGAAAGAGGCACGACAGUUCGGGUCGUACGUAUUAUACGAAAAGGAUGAAACCGCAUUACACGCGACGCUCCUACUAUGCACACGACUACGACCGGUUCAACGACGACACCAUAGUGUACACGUACGCUGGUGGAACGAGUCAUGGAGGGGGCUGUUUAGACGGAGGCUUGGACUGUAGUGGGGGUGGUGGAUGUGAUUCGGGCG
Acaulospora colombiana is the source of this 344-nucleotide messenger RNA. The record is from the annotation of a GenBank genome assembly. Lineage: Eukaryota; Fungi; Glomeromycota; Glomeromycetes; Diversisporales; Acaulosporaceae.